AUGGCUGUGGAUUCCACAAUUUCAUCUCCAUUGGGUCCCCCUGCGUGCGAGAAAGACGCAAAGGCACUGCAGUUCAUAGAGGAAAUGACCCGAAAUGCCGACACCGUCCAAGAGAGGGUGCUGGCGGAGAUUCUUAGCAGGAACGCCGACACAGAGUACCUUAAACGCUUCAAACUGGGAGGCGCCGCCGACACUGAAACCUUCAAGUCCAAGAUUCCCGUCAUCACGUACGAGGAUGUUCAGCCCGAGAUUCAGCGAAUCGCCAAUGGCGACCGCUCUCCAAUCUUGUCUGCUCACCCUAUCUCUGAAUUCCUAACAAGUUCUGGGACUUCAGCGGGUGAAAGAAAACUCAUGCCCACGAUUAAGGAAGAGCUGGAUCGUCGCCAACUUCUAUACAGCCUCCUCGUGCCAGUUAUGAACCUUUAUGUACCGGGUUUGGACAAAGGAAAGGGCCUAUACUUUUUAUUCGUGAAGUCCGAAACAAAGACACCUGGUGGGUUAUUGGCCCGCCCGGUUCUCACAAGCUACUACAAGAGUGACCAUUUCAAGACCCGACCCUAUGACCCGUACAAUGUCUACACUAGCCCCAACGAAGCCAUCUUGUGCCCUGACUCAUUCCAGAGCAUGUACACCCAAAUGCUCUGUGGGCUCAUGGAGCGCAACCAAGUGCUCCGCCUCGGCGCCGUCUUCGCCUCCGGUCUACUCCGAGCAAUUCGGUUCCUCCAACUCAAUUGGCCCGAACUGGCCCAUGACAUCAAAAUCGGGUCCUUAAAUUCCCGAAUCACCGACCCGGCAAUAAGGGAUUGCAUGAUUAAUGUCAUGAAACCCGACCCGGAAUUAGCAUCUUUUUUGACACAAGAAUGUUCCAAGGAAGAUUGGGAAGGAAUCAUCACGAGGAUUUGGCCCAACACAAAAUACCUAGACGUGAUCGUAACGGGUGCUAUGGCUCAGUACAUUCCAACACUCAACUACUACAGUGGUGGGUUGCCACUUGCAUGUACCAUGUACGCUUCCUCGGAAUGCUACUUCGGACUCAACCUUAAUCCCAUGUGCAAGCCUUCCGAGGUUUCGUACACCAUCAUGCCAAACAUGGCCUAUUUCGAGUUCCUCCCCCACGAAUCCGGGACUAUGAACUUGUCCGGAUUUGACUCGCCGGCGAGGCUAGUUGACCUCGCCGACGUAGAAGUGGGGAAGGAAUAUGAGUUAGUCAUCACCACCUAUGCGGGGUUGUACCGUUACAGGGUUGGAGACAUACUCCGAGUCACCGGAUUCCACAACUUGGCGCCGCAAUUCCACUUCGUGCGACGAAAGAACGUGUUGCUAAGCAUUGACUCCGACAAGACUGAUGAAGCAGAGUUGCAGAAAGCAAUGGAGAAUGCUUCGAAGCUUCUUACUGAGUUCAACACGAGCGUGGUUGAAUACACGAGCUAUGCGGACACGAAGACGAUACCGGGUCAUUAUGUGAUAUAUUGGGAGCUGUUCAUCAAAGACUCGUCCAACUCACCGAGUCACGAGGUGCUGAAUCGGUGUUGUUUGGAGAUGGAGGAAUCGUUAAACUCAGUUUACAGGCAGUGUCGGGUUGCGGACCAUUCAAUUGGGCCAUUAGAAAUACGGGUUGUGAAGAGUGGCACUUUUGAGGAGCUAAUGGAUUAUGCAAUCUCAAGAGGUGCAUCCAUAAAUCAAUAUAAGGUGCCAAGGUGUGUGAAUUUUACUCCAAUAAUGGAGCUUUUGGACUCUAGGGUUGUUUCUGUCCAUUUUAGCCAAGAUUUGCCACAUUGGACCCCUAAAAGGAGGUGA
Messenger RNA from Gastrolobium bilobum, 1797 nucleotides. RefSeq names its product probable indole-3-acetic acid-amido synthetase GH3.1. Gene Ontology annotation, molecular function: acid-amino acid ligase activity. The transcript has 3 exons. Gene Ontology annotation, cellular component: cytoplasm. Bases 1 to 1797 code for a protein of 598 amino acids. Lineage: Eukaryota; Viridiplantae; Streptophyta; Magnoliopsida; Fabales; Fabaceae. The record is from RefSeq and is a predicted model, not a curated record.